Messenger RNA from Exophiala oligosperma, 2376 nucleotides. RefSeq lists its product as uncharacterized. The transcript has 6 exons. Gene Ontology annotation, molecular function: transmembrane transporter activity. The coding region runs from base 485 to 2227 and encodes 580 amino acids. The record is from RefSeq and is a predicted model, not a curated record. NCBI's taxonomy places the organism in Eukaryota, Fungi, Ascomycota, Eurotiomycetes, Chaetothyriales, Herpotrichiellaceae. Gene Ontology annotation, biological process: transmembrane transport.
UCGGCACCAGAGACCGAAGUUCCGAUCGGCUCCUCCGAUUUAUGCUUUGACGGAACGUGGCCGAAUACUCCUCGAGGCUAUGAGACGUGGCUGUCAAUACCAAGAGACCAAUCCAAGCGGCGCUUCGGGGUUCGGUCGUGUUUUCUCCAGCCGUUCCCAGGUUCCAUUGCUUGGCUACCCCUGACGGGGCCUCCUUCCCCACGUCCUAUCUCUCCGCCUUGCAGCUCGCCUGAUAUAGAGACCGAGAGGCUCCUCACCUCAAUCAAAAGACAUAUAAUCUGACGGCGUCCCUUCCGCUCCACGUUCACAAACACGGCCCAGGUGAACCUAGACUGUUGGUUCGGGAUGGCUGUCUCCUCCACAGAUCCCCAGUCUUUGGUUGCCAAGAUCCUCGACCCCGGACCACGCGCAAUCUAGUUCCGCUCUUGGGUCGGCCCAUGUGCAAUCUACAUGUUUUGAUAUCUAAGCGACGAACAAGCUACAUAUGCCCAUGGGUUUCACGUUUGUCUUAGACGACAACCUAACACGCAACACUCCGACCAACAUAUUUCCUCUGUUUCAAAGCUAUACCAUGUCACCAAACGUGGAACACCAAUUCUCGGUAACGGGCGAGGCUGACGCCCGCCAUGAGAUUGAGGAAACAGUGCACACAGUGCUCUACCCAGGCACUGAGGUGAUGACUGAUGUCGGCGGCCUACAUUUCAAGCACGCUGGAAAGAGCGUUCUGGUCCCCCAGCCCUCAGACGAUCCUUCUGACCCUCUCAAUUGGAGUGUUUGGUGGAAGAUGGUCAUUAUGGCCGGCAUGUGCAUAACGACUUUCAACUGGACAGUCGGCCCCUUGGCCAUCUCUUCCCAAGUGCCGUACUACGUGGCAGAAUGGGACAGUUCGCUGCCAGAUGUAAUCCAAUUUGUCGGUGUCAGUAUCCUCGUGCUUGGAUUCUCAAAUUUUUUCUGGGUCCCAAUCGGCCGGGCCUACGGUCGUCGCCCGAUGGCCCUCAUGGCAAACCUAAUGAAUAUCGCUUCUAUGAUCUGGAGGGCCCAGGCUAAAUCAUAUGGCUCGUUCAUGGGUGCUUGUGUUGUCACUGGAAUUGCCUGCGGGCCCUCAGAGACGUUGCCGGGAAUGUUGGUAACAGACGUCAUGUUCCUACAUCAGAGAGGGUUCUACAUGAGCUUGUACCUGUGGAUUGCAUGGAGUGGCACCUUGAUUGGACCCGUCAUUGCCGGAGUCAUGUCCGACAGAUACGGCUGGAGAAGCUUCUGGUGGCUCUGCACUGCCAUCGCCGUAUUCUCGCUACUCUUCCAGGUAUUUCUCAUGCCGGAGACAAGGUGGGGAGAGCGUCAUGUCGGAAUCGCACACGAUGUUGUCGCUGAGCCCUCAGGAUUCGAUGCCACAGAAGGCAAGACCGAUAUCAGGCUCGAAGAGGCAGCCCAGCAGUCGACCAAUGUCAACGAAGUCGUCAUCAGACUGACAGGAAAGCCCUCCAAGGCCCAAUUUUCUCCGUGGGGAAAAUUCGAUAAGACUAAUGCGGCAGGCAUCUUUCCAGCUCUCAUCAUGCCGUUCCGUCUGUUUGCGUAUCCAAUCGUCGUGUGGUCGAGUUUCGUCUUCUCUUGGGCGGCAUCAAUGCUGGUAAUUAUCAACGUCACUCAGUCCCAGGCGUUCGCAGGACCGCCUUGGAACAUGUCGGCCACGGAUGUCGGCUACACGAACUUUGGCGCUAUCGUUGGUGUCGCCCUGUCCCUUGUCGUCGCAGGCCCGCUGAGUGACUGGGUGUCAGCCUUCCUGACCCGGCGAAACAAGGGUAUCAGAGAGCCCGAAAUGAGACUGUUGGCACUCUUUCCCUUCGCCGUGAGCUGUCUUCUGGGCGGCAUACUAGUCGCCGUUGGUUACCAACAUCAAUGGAGCUGGCGGGCGAUCGUCAUCGGUGGUUACAGUCUUCUCGGCCUGGUUAUUCCUGCCCUGUCCGCUAUAUCACUAACAUACGCAAUCGACUGCUACAAGCCUGUAGCUGGCGAGAUCCUUGUCGCCGCCACAAUGGUCAAGAAUCUGUGGGCAUAUGGUAUGACCAGGUUCUUCAACAAUUGGAUUGUCGACGCGGGGUACGUCACGCCGAUCAUGACAGACACUGCGCUGGCGAUAUUUUUUGCCGGGCUGGCGAUCCCACUGUACUUCGUGGGUAAGUGGCUUAGAGGUUGGACUAAGGAUAGCCCGGCGCAUCGUGAGAUUUGAUUGCGACCGGCGGCGGUGGUGGGUGAACUGAAGCUGCCUAGGAAGAUGACUGGAAAUCGGGACUGGGAGUUUACAUGGAAGGCAGAGCGCCUUAAGCUAUGAGUGUGGUCAAUGUCAUAGUAUGCUAGCUAUUAUUGAUUAGUGAAAAU